AUGUCCCGCGAGAAUCAGGAAGCCCAGGAGGAUGAACUGCUGGCUCUUAGCAGUAUAUACCCUGAAGAUGAGUUUAAUAGAUCUGACACUGCUCCGGGAGGGGAAAUCCAAGUGUGUCUGGAACUUCCACCAAACUUUAGAAUAUCUGUUAAAUCCAACUCUGCAUCAAACGCCAUGGUGGAAAGCUUUGAGAACACGGUUUCCUUUCUACCACCAAUUGUCCUGGACUUUGAGUUUCCUCCUGGAUACCCCUCCACUACGUGUCCCAUCUUCACACUCAGCUGCAACUGGCUUUCACCAGAACAGCUUACGCUUAUGUGCCAGCGGUUAGACGUUCUAUGGGAGGAGAACAGGGGAAGUGUCGUUUUGUUUGCUUGGAUGCAGUUUCUUAAAGAAGAAACCCUUGAGUACUUAAAUAUAAGAUCACCUUAUGAGAUCCAGUUUACCGAUAAUGGAACAUUGAAGCAGGUCAAAGAGGAAGCGAGCCUCUGCAUUGCCGCUGCCACGCCUGAAGAGGAAACAGUUGACAGACGGGCUAUACAAGAUGUCCUAUCAGUGUAUGACCUCAUCAGACACAUAUUGGACUUUGAUGAGAGCCAACAGAAGAAAUGUUUUGACAGCAAACUGUUCCUAUGCAAUAUAUGUUUCUCUGAGAAGCUAGGCAAUGAAUGUACGUAUUUUAAGGACUGCAGCCAUGUUUACUGUGAUAGCUGCCUGAGGGACUAUUUUGAAGUUCAAAUCAGAGAUGGACAGGUCCGUGCACUUAAUUGUCCGGAGCCCAAGUGCACAUCAGUUGCUACACCUGCCCAGGUAAAGAAGCUGGUUGGAGAAGAAUUGUUCAGCCGCUAUGAUCGUCUCCUCUUGAAAUCUACUUUGGACUUGAUGACUGAUGUGGUUUAUUGCCCUCGUCUGAGCUGUCAGACCCCAGUAAUGCAAGAACCAGGGGGCACAAUGGGUAUUUGCUCAAGCUGUCAGUAUGCUUUUUGUACCCUUUGUAUGAUGACC
This is a messenger RNA of Staurois parvus, 1005 nucleotides long. Lineage: Eukaryota; Metazoa; Chordata; Amphibia; Anura; Ranidae. The record is from the annotation of a GenBank genome assembly.